Molecule: messenger RNA, 1896 nt
Organism: Pimephales promelas (fathead minnow)
Lineage: Eukaryota; Metazoa; Chordata; Actinopteri; Cypriniformes; Leuciscidae
Gene: c1ql1l2
Product: complement component 1, q subcomponent-like 1-like 2
Molecular function (GO): protein binding
Source: RefSeq, a predicted model, not a curated record
CUUAACAAACCAGGCGUGCAAGGAGAUAGGGAAGCGUGUGAGAGCGUGUGCAUGUGGGUCUCUUUCACCCUCACGUGCUCCUCUACACAUUUGGGAUCCUAGGGCUUGGCACCUUUCCCCUGGGACCCCCCUGCACCCCUCUGUCUUUCUCUCUCUUUCCGCGGUCUCCUCUUCUCCAGCAGUCACCAUUUCGGCUCCCGGCAGACCCACGCUGGCUGCCCAGCCACUCCCGCGCCUCAGCCUGGGCAGGAAGACCCUGGUAGCGGCCGCUGUAGGGGUCAUGCUGGUGCUGGUGCUGGUGGUGCUCAUCCCUGUGCUGGUCAGCUCCGUGAGCAAUGACAACAGCCACUACGAGAUGCUGGGCACCUGUCGAAUGGUGUGCGACCCGUACCAGAACAAGGGCACAACCACGGGCAUCACCAGCACCGGCUCUUCUGUGCAGGCCGAGGCCGAGGCUCUGGCCGACCACAGCAACAUGCCUCCACCGUCCACGCUCCUCCAGGGGCCACAGGGGAAGCCGGGCCGGCCAGGCAAACCCGGACCUCCGGGGCCACCAGGGGAGCCAGGGCCCCCGGGUCCGAUGGGGCCCCCGGGGAACCGGGAGGACAGUGGCCGAAACGGGGUUCUGAGUCUUGACAAGGAUGGAGCUAUCAGCACAGUUACAUACAACACGCACCCACGGGUGGCUUUCUACGCGGGACUGAAAAACCCUCACGAGGGCUAUGAGAUCCUCAAGUUUGACGAUGUGGUCACCAACCUCGGCAACAAUUAUGAUGGCACUUCGGGCAAGUUCAUCUGCAGCGCUCCGGGCACGUAUUUCUUCAUCUACCACGUCCUGAUGAGGGGAGGUGACGGCACCAGCAUGUGGGCUGACCUGUGCAAAAACGGACAGGUGCGAGCCAGCGCGAUCGCUCAGGAUGCUGAUCAGAACUAUGACUACGCCUCAAACAGUGUGAUUCUGCAUCUGGACGCUGGCGAUGAAGUCUACAUCAAACUGGAUGGUGGCAAAGCCCACGGGGGCAACAACAACAAAUACAGCACCUUCUCUGGCUUCAUUCUUUACGCCGACUGAAUAUAUGAGCGUAAGAGAGGAGUGGGAAAGAAAGAGAUAUAGUGAAAGGAAAAAGGAAGUGAAGGAAGGAGCAUCCAUCAUCCCAGAGCUUUAUUUUAAUCAGGAUCUUUCCAUUUCUUCAGCACACAUUUUCACAGAAAGAGACUCAUUGGAGUUAGGUUCAGUAGCUUUUCUUCGAAUCACCUUAUUGUUCGAUGAAAGACGAGGAAAUAAGGUGAUAAAAGUGACAUUUUUCUCUUUCGAUUUGUUGAAAGGGAAUCUUUGCUUUUCUUGUUUUAAGACUCCAAGAGUGACUGGCAGAGAUCUUUAACCUCAUUAUCAUGUGCUUUUUCUCACCAACACUGUCUUUAUUCACAAAUAUCUAAUGUUAAAACUAUCCCCUGGCUGGCACCCUGUUGAAAAAAGUAUUUAUAUAAUUGUAACGCACAUGUCCAAUUUGAUUUCUCCUUACCUCUGCAUUGGACAAAGCACCCCCUGUUGGCUACUGUUGGUUACUGAUUUCCAUCUGCAUUCUUUCCAUGUGUGUUGUACUUCAUUGGGACUGAAUGAAUGUCAUUCCUUGAAAGCACAUUAUACUCAAUUUAAACAACUGAUACUCUUUUACAAUAACUCCUUCCCUCCCCUGUCAAUUAGCACUCGACCCUAAACUCCCUCCUCUCAGCCACCUUCUGCCCCCCUGCGCUCCUGCGGAAACUGCAGAUGACUUUCUUUUUAUUUUGGACAUGAGUGACAGUAAAUGAUGCUUAUAUUUUAGAGACUGCUUAUAUAUUAGUUAACUUAAAGUAGAAUGAAUGGAGAGCCUGUGAUUGACAAAAAAAAAAAAA